Molecule: messenger RNA, 2244 nt
Organism: Beauveria bassiana ARSEF 2860
Lineage: Eukaryota; Fungi; Ascomycota; Sordariomycetes; Hypocreales; Cordycipitaceae
Product: phosphatidylinositol-specific phospholipase C
Exons: 3
Coding region: 1-2244 (747 amino acids)
Biological process (GO): phosphatidylinositol-mediated signaling; lipid metabolic process
Molecular function (GO): phosphatidylinositol-4,5-bisphosphate phospholipase C activity
Source: RefSeq, a predicted model, not a curated record
AUGCUGUUCUCUUGUGGCAUAUGGCCACGCCGCAAGUCUCGCCAGGCUCGCCAGGCUCGCCCACGCGAUAAGCGCACUCGUAUGCGAACCAUGUCGAUUUUUGGUAACACACAUGGCCAUGCAACCGGUGCAUUGCACAAAAUGGUCAAGUUUACAGCAUUCGCCUCCCCUGGAGCUCCACCAUUGCAGGGGCAGUUCCCAGCCGAUAGUCGCACGGGAACUGUCCAUCUACCAGCCGAUAUCACCAGCGUCCUCAAUGACCUUUACGAUGAGCUGCGAGGAGAUGAUAAAGUCUUGUCCAAGACCAACUUCGAACGAUUCUUGCGACAAACACAGGGCGAGACAACUGUCUGCUUGCAGGACAAAAAUUACACAGUUGGCGACUUCCAAGCCACGUGGUAUUUCAACUACUCCUGGGAUGCUGUUGCGCCCUUGCCCGACAAGGACGUCACGCGACCAUUGACAGACUACUUUAUAAGUAGCAGCCACAAUACUUACCUUGAAGGACACCAAGUCCUGUCCAAGAGCUCACCUCAAGCAUACAAGAAUGUGAGCUACACAUCUAUUCGAGUAGAAAGCUUGACUGACCACCUAGCCCAAAAGGUCCUGUUAAAGGGAGGCCGCUGCAUAGAGAUUGAUGUCUGGAAUGGCGAACCGGCAACUCCAAGGUCAAGCUCAAAGUCUCCAGCCAUCCAUCAUGACCGGCAAGUGUCGAACUCUUCAUUGACACAUGCCUAUGAUGAAUUUCGCGAAAACACAAAGAAAUAUCUUGGCAGUGCUUCGCACUCUAGAAGUGUAAGCUGCAACAGUGCGACUCUAGUUGAAGAUUCACCAAAGUCGAGCGUCCACGCAUUUCCCUCCACUGCAGACAAAAGUGACCGACUGCAUAUGCCGCAACACCCUGCUACUAGAGGACGCAGCCCUAUCGCCAAGGGCGAGCCACUUGUCCGCCAUGGGCCCAUGCUGACCUACUACUGCGGAUUUCGCGAGGUAGCUGAAGCCAUUAGAGAUACUGCGUUUGAGGCUAGUGACCUGCCUAUCAUUAUCAGUCUUGAAAUGCAUGCGGAUCUGGAGCAACAGGAAGUCAUGGUCAAAAUAAUGGAAGAGGUGUGGCAGGAAAUGCUCCUCAUUGCUCCCGAAGACGACUGCGAUCCUCAACAUCAAGUACCGCGGCUCGAGCUGCUGCGCCGAAAGAUUCUCAUCAAAGCCAAGAGGGCACAACAAUCUUCGUCGCAGCCUGUCAUAUCUAUAUCUGCGCCCACAACACAGGCGGAAUUGGGCCACGAGUCCGAGUUGCCACAGCAAGUGGCCAACUUGGGCAAGUCAAUGUCGACUUCUGCGACAUCUUCUCCAUCUUAUGAUUCGAAUUCCAAGGUACUGAUUCACGAGAAGCUCAAAAAUCUUGCCAUCUAUACUCGAGGCGUCAAAUUCGAGGGUCUCGACACGAAGCAAGCAACACAACCCAAUCAUAUUUUCUCUAUCAGUGAGGAUGAUAUUCUAAAUCUUGACCAGAAACAUCAUCGCGCCAUGUUCUUGCAUAACAAAAACUUCUUGAUGCGGAGCUAUCCGGACGGCUUCAAGAGGGUCAACAGCUCGAAUUAUAACCCCGCCUACUUUUGGCGCAAGGGUGUGCAAAUGGUUACAAUGAAUUGGCAAUAUCCAGACGAUGGCAUGAUGCUGAACUAUGGCAUGUUUGCCGACGAAUUGGGCUGGGUUCUCAAACCACCUGGAUAUCGAAGCUCUGACACGUUGAGCCAGACGCAGCAUCAAGCGGCCACUGUACACACCAUGGACUUGGCUUUGACCAUCUUCAAGGCGCAACACAUACCCGUGAAGGGACAUGGCGACGGAGCUGAACGCGACGGCGCUGCGCUACAUACUUUUACCAAGGCUGAGAUUCGUACGGGGAGGUUUAUAGAUUUCAAGAAGGAUAGCACGCUCACGGACGAUACCCAUGCCAAGAAGACUCGUGUCUACAAAUCGGAUCACCCAUCGUUCGGUCGAAACGGUGAAACGCUGAUAUUUCGUGAUAUUCCCAGUGUCGUGGAAGAGCUGAGCUUCUUAUUGAUCAAAAUUGAUGAGGUAGGAGUCACCGGUGUAAUCAACUGGCCAACACGUGCGUGGGCCUGCAUACGUCUGGACCGUCUCCAGCCAGGCUAUCGAUUUAUUCAAUUGAUGGAUAUGAGUGGACAUCCUGUCCCGGAAGGUCGCCUGUUUGUCAAGAUAGUCAAGGCGCUUCGAUGA